GGUGACUAGCGGAACCUGACAAUCGCACGAUAUGCAUCUGCUAUUAACGUGAAUUCCUCUCCUUGGAUUAAAAUAUAUAGCCUAGCCUCGGCGUGAUCAUGGGACAGUGUGGUGUUAUUUCUUCGAAGACGGUCUUAGUCUUCCUAAAUUUGAUUUUUUGGGCUGCCGCUGGUAUACUGUGCUACAUUGGGGCCUACGUUUUCAUCACGUAUGAUGAUUAUGAUCAUUUUUUUGAGGAUAUCUACACUUUCAUCCCUGCCAUGGUGAUAAUUGCUGUGGGCACGCUUCUUUUUGUCAUUGGUUUCAUUGGAUGCUGUGCCACCAUUCGAGAAAGCCGCUGUGGCCUGGUCACGUUCUCAGCAGUGCUGCUACUGGUGUUUGCCACAGAGGUGGUUGUAGUGGUGCUAGGCUAUAUUUACAGAGCCAAGGUCGAGGCUGUAGUGAAUCACUCUAUUCAAAAAGUAUAUAAUGAAUAUAAAGGCACCAACACAGACGCUCCCAGCAGGGCCAUCGACUAUGUCCAGAGACAGCUCCACUGUUGUGGCAUUCAUAACUACUCUGAUUGGAUGAACACUCGCUGGUUUAUUGAGUCCAAAAAUAACAGCGUUCCAGUGAGCUGCUGCAAGCCCAGCAUCAGUAAUUGCACUGGGACGUUAAUGCGACCAGGAGACCUCUACCCAGAGGGCUGUGAAGUUCUUGUAGUAAAGAAACUCAAGGACAUUAUGCUGUACGUCAUACUGGCAGCAUUAACGUUCGCUGCCAUACAGAUGCUUGGGCUGCUGUGUGCGUGUGUGGUCCUUUGCCGCAGAGGUCAUGACCCUGCCUAUGAACUGCUUAUCAGCACGGGUAUAGAUGCCUGAGAGGUACCGCAUGGCAUCAUGGGUACGGCUGGUCCUCCCAGCCAGUGUACUGUACAUAUUUAAACUGAAUCAGGCUACCACUUUUCUACACUAGUAUUAAAACCAGUUUCAGUACCUUUGUUUGACAUAAAAUCAAAGCUUUGACAGCUUGAAUAGCCACACACUGCUUUAGUUUUGAAGAAAAUGUUCCUAAAAAUUUUCCUAGAAGUAUUGAAUCGUUUCUUUAUUUACAGCACUACUGAUAUUUGCUAGAGUCUGAUGAGCAGAAAAUAAUCAGUCAGUUGUUUAUUAUAUUGUAAAUAUUUUACACUAAUUGAUUUCAUGCGUCAUGGUAAUGUGCUAUCAUGUGUUAUUAAGUAGUUGUUAGGCCAAAGACUGAAGUCACUGGUUGACAUAGUUCAGAUAUUUCCCUUAUUUACAGUAUGUGUUGUAGAAGUAAUCCUUCUGAGUCAUAAUGAAGAAGAAAGAUUGUUUUAAAUUUAAAUUAUUUUCUGACAACUUUCCUUGCUUCUUAUUUCGAGCUUAUCUUUAGAGAAAUAUUGAUACAAAGGGUUUAAACUAAAUCAUUACUUUUAACUCUUGCAGCAGCAUUAAACUGGCAAUUAACAACAAGGUUACAUAACAUAAAGCAUGAAUUACACUAUCAGUCAAGUAUUUGGCAGUAAAACAAUCAAAAGUGCAAGUCUAACAAAACAGUUUAUUAUAAAAAGGCAUUUU
Messenger RNA from Sinocyclocheilus rhinocerous, 1577 nucleotides. RefSeq names its product tetraspanin-3-like. Gene Ontology annotation, cellular component: plasma membrane. The record is from RefSeq and is a predicted model, not a curated record. NCBI's taxonomy places the organism in Eukaryota, Metazoa, Chordata, Actinopteri, Cypriniformes, Cyprinidae. The coding region runs from base 99 to 860 and encodes 253 amino acids. The transcript is spliced from 7 exons.